Messenger RNA from Lachancea nothofagi CBS 11611, 477 nucleotides. The record is from the annotation of a GenBank genome assembly. NCBI's taxonomy places the organism in Eukaryota, Fungi, Ascomycota, Saccharomycetes, Saccharomycetales, Saccharomycetaceae.
AUGGGAAUAUUGAGAUUUUCCGUUUGCAUGCUUGGUCGUCGGGAGGGCAGCGCUGGGAUCUUGAGAGUUCCUGGAAGGGAAGUGGCCCCGUAUCGGGUGGGCUCUCCGGUCGAGAAGGGGCCAGGUGUGUUUUUUUUUGCUGGGGGAAAGAGGAUUUGCGGGCCACAACGUCUGGGUGGUGCUGAACAAACGAACGCAAGAACGAACGAACGAACGCGCACGCACGAAAAGAGCGAACAGACCGGACUCGCGGCGACCGUACGUAUGCGCAUGGAACGUCCCAGCGCGAGCUGCAGGCGGCGCACGCCACCAGGGCUGUCAAAUCAAAUUUUGGAAUUCCAUAUCACUUUGUCCCCGCGUGACACGGACGACACAAAAUGGCGCGAGAAGGACAGUACCAGAAAACAAACUGCAGCCGUAAUGGUUGUUGUUCUACACACACAGGAGCUUGCGGGCGAUGAGCAUGGCACGCUAUGA